Triticum turgidum subsp. durum (durum wheat) is the source of this 2466-nucleotide messenger RNA. The record is from the annotation of a GenBank genome assembly. NCBI's taxonomy places the organism in Eukaryota, Viridiplantae, Streptophyta, Magnoliopsida, Poales, Poaceae.
AUGCUGGCAUGCAAGUUUGCCUUUCCCCCCUUUUUUUGGCGUGGAGGCAUGCAAGAAUUCGUGGCUGGCUUUCAAGCUGUCUUGUUACUAAGCGGAUUAUUUGGCAUCAUGGAAGAAAUCUUUAUCUUGGGUACUUUGCCACAGGACAUAAGUGAUGUGUCCAAAUCUACAGUUGGUCAGCUGCAAGCAGCAGAUCAGGAAGCAAGUUCCCAGUCAAGCCAGCAGGCAGGGCAACCACAUAUGAAUCCAUCAUAUCAGUUGUCUCAACCAAAAUUGGAAACUGGAGUUUCAGAAAAUGAAAACUUUAUCCAACAGGAGGAACACCAUUACCAGCCAGAACAAGAGCAGCCACGUUGUGAGAAUCAAGUGCAGCAGGCAGAAACAAAUAGCUUCCAGUUGGCAGAAAAAGGAACAGACUAUGUUGGUCAACAGAGUUUGACAGGCUCCAUGGUAGAUGUCGCUCAGCCUUCAGGAGAUCAGCAGCAUGUAAAUCCAGUUGUCGGUCAGCAAGCACCGCAUGGUGCCCAGGAAACAAGGAAGAGGGGAUAUCAGCCAUCUAUACCAUUUAAUAUGUUGAUUCCAAUCCUACAGGCGCAUCUUGACAGAGAUAAAGACAUGCAGCUUCAAUCUGUAUGGGCAAAACUUAGGCGUAAUGAAGUCCAUAAAGAUGAUUUCUUAAGAGUCAUAAGGAAUAUCGUUGGGGAUCAAAUGCUCAAGCAGGCGGCUCAUAAAGUUUUUGCACAGAUGCAAGCUCAGGCACAACGAAAUAAUAACCAGGGAAAUGCAAAUCAACAUCCUUCGUCAUCUCUAGCAUCUACAGCUGCGAGUGGAUCGGCAAAAUUGCCUGAUCAGCUAGUUCGCAUGCCCACCCCACCUAACCAGGGCCACAAAAGCCAGGGAUCAUCUUCACCUCAGAACUUUGUGCCACUUUCAGGCACACAAAUGCAAAGCAGCAUGCAUUACUUUGCUCAUGAUAAUUCUAUCCAAAAGCCAGAUGUAAAGGGGGUGCAUGCUGUGCCGAAUCGACCACCUGGUAUGAGCUUGCCAAUUCCACUACAGACAAGUAACAAACAGCUGCAACCCACGGAAAUCCAGCAAGCCUCACAGCAAUUAUAUGGAACUACUAACACCCCUCAGUCGUACCCUCGGCCAACCAGUGGUUCGAUGCCUCUUAGACCACAGAGUCAAGCGCCUGAAACACGACCUCCCUUUCAUCCUCAUGGAAGGAUUCCUGCGAAAAUCGGAACCGUUCCUACUCAUCCGACAAUGCAACAGAAUGCAUCGGCACGCCCAAUGCAACAAAACAAGGAUAUAAAAAAUAAUGCUUAUAACCCAAGUGCUAAUACAAAACAAGGUUCUGAGCCUGCAGGCAAGGCCCGCCAGGUUGGCCCAGGAGGUCCUUCGGCGAAAUCGCAAGGAAAGCAGGCGGCCCCUAAAACAUCUACACCACCUGCUGCAAGGACUAAGAAAUCUGGUGGCCAGAAGAAAUCAUUGGAAACGGCUGGUUCAGCACCACCACCAACCAGCAAAAGACAAAAGACAGCUGGAGCCUUCCAGGAACAAAGCAUCGAUCAACUUAAUGAUGUCACAGCUGUUAGUGGUGUUAAUCUUAGGGAAGAAGAGGAACAACUGCUCUCUGCCCCCAAGGAAGAGAGCGCAGCCACAGAAGCAGCACGGAGAAUCGUACAGGAGGAGGAAGAAAACCUCUUUCUGCAGAAGGGCCCUCUUCUGAAGAAAUUAGCAGAAAUCGUUCUUAAAUCUAACUUGAAGAACGCUGACGCUGAUGUUGGACGUUGUUUAUCAAUGUGUGUGGAGGAGCGAUUGCGAAGAUUCAUAAGUACUCUCAUAAGAGUUUCAAAGCAGAGAACCGAUGCAGAAAAGACUGGUCAUCGACUAGUUAUUACUUCAGAUGUCGGCCGUCAAAUUUUGCAGAUGAACCAGAAAGCUAAAGAAGAAUGGGACAAAAAGCAAGCAGAAACUGACAAGAACAAGAAACAGACUGAGGAUGGGAGCAGUGGUGGCGCAGAAUUGGAGAAAGAAAAAGAGGAAAGCCGUCCAAAGAAUGCAAAGCCCAACAAAGAAGAAGACGAUAAAAUGAGAACAACAGCUGCAAAUGUUGCUGCUCGGCAGGCAGUUGGAGGAAGUGAUAUGUUUUCAAAGUGGCAGCUGAUGGCCGAACAAGCUAAGCAGAAGCGGGCACCAGCUCCAAGACCAUCCCAUGCAUCUGGAAAAGGGUCUGCAGAACGCAGUGAGGCUUCAAAGAGGAGCCAUCUUGCGGCCUUUGGAACUGGAGGCACGGAAAGGCAAGGCAAGGGUUCAUUUGCGAAUCGCCACUCGCAUGGGCCUCAGCGAACUGUUUCCGUGAAGGAUGUAAUCUGCGUCCUGGAGAGGGAGCCUCAGAUGACGAAAUCGCGGCUGAUCUAUCGGCUGUAUGAGCGAUUGCCUGGAGAGUCCACCACAGAUUAG